Hipposideros armiger (great roundleaf bat) is the source of this 3365-nucleotide messenger RNA. RefSeq names its product beta-1,4-N-acetyl-galactosaminyltransferase 1 (gene B4GALNT1). Gene Ontology annotation, cellular component: Golgi membrane. The record is from RefSeq and is a predicted model, not a curated record. NCBI's taxonomy places the organism in Eukaryota, Metazoa, Chordata, Mammalia, Chiroptera, Hipposideridae. Bases 1149 to 3020 code for a protein of 623 amino acids. Gene Ontology annotation, biological process: ganglioside biosynthetic process. Gene Ontology annotation, molecular function: acetylgalactosaminyltransferase activity. The transcript is spliced from 12 exons.
UUUGGGUUGCUACCUGAAUCUACCUCUCUCAGAUUGCAAUCCUUUACUCAAGUAAAUGCUUUUCAUUCUUUAUUACAGCCGGAACCUCUUCUUUGGUUAACACUAGCAUGGCUUAGUUUAGCCUGCCACCAAACACUGGAAAACAACAGCAUUAGUUGCCCUGAGUAACCCCAGAGUGCACUGGACCAUUUCGUGUAUGCCACAUAUGACCUCCUGGUACUGCUUAUGGUAAAGAAUGUCAGUGAGCAAAGGAUUGCUUGGAUACAUCAGUUGGGAGCAAACAGUAGCUAAGGCCAACAAAGACUGACCAAAUCCUGGGAAAAGAGCACAGAGUUUUGUUAGCUUUCAUUGCUGCUUAAUUGAACCCUCACCAAGAGUGCAUGCACACACGCGCGCUCACGCACACACACACACACGAAAGAAACUCACAAGAGACACAGUAGUAAACUAAGAUGUCAAGCUCAGAAUGAAAAUUAUCACCAAUCGACGCCUACGAUCUCGAUGAGAGGGAGGCUCCGAACGAAUAAGGCAGAGAAUGGGAUUGGGGGCAGACGGUUGAGAGGCCCGGGUUCGAGACAGAGAGCUUGGGGGUGGGGGUAGGAAGAAGGACCUUCCCGCGGCGUCCGCUUCGCGCCCCCGCAAUGUCGUCUGCUCCCACCAGAAGGCGCCCGCAUUCCCGGCGCCUAGCCUGAGCCUCCGCGGUAACGAGCCUGGAAGCCGCGCCGCGCUGCGAUCUGAAGAGUUGGGCGGCGGCCUGAGCCCUCCCGGGCAAGUGGGACAGGGUGCAGGGGAGCCCCGGCUUUGUUCCUGGGGCUGGUUUCUCAGCUCCGUCCCCGACCCUGGAAGGAAACGCCCAGAACCACCCCAGCGCCGUAAUCUACAAAGCCCAGACAGUCCGAAGGCAGGAGGGGUCGGGAGCGCUCGGGAGACAGAAGGAUCCCCCUCCUACGCUCUCAGGCUCACGCCCGGCUCCCCCCAUCAGGCCUCCUCCAGCCCCAUGAGGACCCCCAGGCCGGGCUGAGAGUCUGGCGCAGCCGGGACCGAAAUCUUGCGGCGGCCUUAGAGCGUUAGACAGCUGCCCGAGGCCACUCACCGGGUCAACUCCGCCGGGGUCGUCCAAUAGCACGGGCGUGAUUCUGCAUUUUUUCAUGACAGGCAAGGUCUCUUGCAUCAAGAUGCUGGGCCUCGGGUGCGAAAGGAGACGGAGAUGCGGGAGAGGACGAGAAGAAAGGAGGCCGGGAGACCCAAGGCCUGGAGAGUGGGGGGAGGACUGGGGGGAACGAUUCGCUAGGCAAAUCCUGGCGCGCAAGAUGUGGAGAGUGCCCUGGGGAGCGGGGUUGCGGGGUGUCAAGGGUCCACCCACACUUUCACUCCCCACCUUUCUCCCUCACCCACACACGCCUAACCGCCCACCCAGGAUGCGGCUGGGCCGCCGGGCCCUCUGUGUGCUGGUCCUGCUGCUCGUCUGCGCCUCGCUGGGGCUUCUGUACGCGAGGACCCGGGACGCGCCGGGCCUUCGGACACCUCUUGCUCUGUGGGCGCCCCUGCAGGGACCCCCCAGGCCAGAGCUGCCAGACCUCAUCCACGAGCCCCGCUACGCCCACAUCCCGGUCAGGAUCAAGGAGCAAGUGGUGGAGCUGCUAUCUGGCAACAACUGCAGUUGUGAGUCUAGUGUGGGGAGCCUUCACCUUCCCUUCCAGAGGCAGGUCCAAGCCAUUGACUUCACCAAGGCCUUUGACCCUGAGGAACUGAAGGCUGCCUUUGCCUCAAGGGAGCAGGAGUUCCAGGCCUUCCUUUCAAGGAGCCAGUCUGCUGCUGACCAGCUGCUUGUAGCCCCUGCCAACUCCCCACUACAGUAUCCCUUGCAGGGUGUGGAGGUACAGCCCCUCAGGAGCAUCUUGGUGCCAGGGCUGAGCCUGCAGGCUGCUUCUGGUCUGGAGGUAUACCAGGUGAACCUGACUGCCUCCUUGGGGACCUGGGACGUGGCAGGGGAAGUGACUGGAGUGACUCUCACAGGAGAGGGGCAGCCAGAUCUCACCCUCACCAGCCCAGGGCUGGACCAACUCAAUCGGCAGCUGCAACUGGUCACUUAUAGCAGUACAAGCUACCAGGCAAACACAGCAGACACAGUCCGGUUUUCCACCGAGGGACAUGAAGCUGCCUUCACUAUUCGUAUAAGACACCCCCCCAACCCUCGGCUGUACCCACUUGGGUCUCUACCCCAGGGAGCCCAGUACAACAUCAGCGCUCUGGUCACCAUUGCCACUAAGACGUUUCUUCGUUACAACCGGCUGCGGGCACUCAUCGCCAGCAUCCGCCGCUUCUAUCCGACCGUCACUGUGGUCAUCGCCGACGACAGCGACAAGCCAGAGAUCAUUAGCGGUCCCCACGUCGAGCACUAUCUCAUGCCAUUUGGCAAGGGUUGGUUCGCAGGCCGGAACCUGGCAGUGUCCCAAGUAACCACCAAGUACAUGCUAUGGGUGGACGAUGACUUCAUCUUCACCGCGCGGACGCGGCUGGAGAGGCUUGUGGACGUGUUGGAGCGGACGCCACUGGACCUGGUGGGGGGCGCGGUGCGAGAAAUCUCGGGCUUCGCCACCACCUACCGGCAGCGGCUGAGUGUGGAGCCGGGUGCACCAGGCCGCGGGAACUGCCUCCGGCAAAGGCGCGGCUUCCACCACGAGCUAGUCGGCUUCCCAGGUUGCGUGGUCACGGAUGGCGUGGUCAACUUUUUCCUGGCGCGCACGGACAAGGUGCGCGAGGUGGGCUUCGACCCCCGCCUCAGCCGCGUGGCGCAUCUAGAAUUCUUCCUGGAUGGACUUGGUUCCCUUCGGGUGGGCUCCUGCUCCGAUGUCAUUGUGGAUCAUGCAUCCAAGUUGAAGCUGCCUUGGACAUCAAGAGAUGCUGGAACAGAGACGUAUGCCCGGUACCGUUACCCAGGGUCACUGGAUGAGAGUCAGGUGGCCAAACACCGCCUGCUCUUCUUCAAACACCGGCUGCAGUGCAUGACCUCAGAGUGAUGGCCACUUGGGACCUUCCAACUGUCAGGCUGGGCCUGCCUCCUUGUCCCUGCCGGGAAUUUCUAUCAAACCCACUACCCUGUGAACACUCCACUGACUGUCCUGACCCCCCUUCAGAACCCGAUUCCUAAUAGGGGCUUGUCCUGGUGACACUCCUCCUUUCUGUGAGUGCCCAGGGGCGUGAUGGAGCCAUAAUUCGUCCCACAGCCAGUGCCAAGUCCUCCCCCGACCCCUUAUCAUGGAGGUGGGGGUCGUUUUCCAAGUGCCAAAGAGCCCAUGGGGACUCUACGAACCUAAAGUGGAAACACUUAUCUCCUGGGGACCGAGGGGGUGGGGAAGCCCUCA